GUUCUGAACAGGAACCCUUACUCUUACUUCGAUGGCAUCAUCUCGAGUGUUUAUGGAUAACGAUGUCCAGCCUAGCAGGGAUUAUCUUGGAUGGCUGAGCUCAAACUCAGAUCUUGCUAAUAAGAUUAAUGCAGAGGUUGUUACUAAGCCUGAGACAGCGACUCUAGAGGAACUUUUCGCCUACAUCAAACAUGAGACUGCUAAGGUUGCUUGGUUUGAAUGCACAACGAUUAUAGAUGAUGUUCUUCGGGGUUCUGCUUGGUAUUAUAUCUCAUGCGGUGGGUGUAAUAGUAAGCCAGUCAAAGGGUCUACCUCUCUGAUUUGUAACAACAAGAAAUGUGGGAAACGUGAUGUUACGCGUUGCUCAAUACCUCACGAGGAUUUCUGUUUAUGAUAAGAGUGAACAUGCAGUUUUUGUCAUUCUUGGUGAUGCUGGCAAAGAGUUGACUGGGAAGCAUGCAUCAGAAUUAGUUGCCAGUUACUUUGAGGCUAAUGAGGGCGUAGAAGCUGAUCAUUGUGUGCCGGUACCGCAAGCUCUACUUGAUACAAUAAGGCAUACUUAUAGAUUCAUUGUGAAAGUCUCAGAUCAUAAUUUGUCAGGUAAGACUCAAACCAUAACUGUCACAAAGAUAUUCCCACCAGCAGCUCCACAGACUAUAGCUCCCUUGGAAGAGCACGCUGUUCCACCAACGUCUGAUGAUAUCCUGAAGACUGGAGGUGACAGGGUUAGACAAGCAUCUGAGAGUCUUGAAUCAGCUGAAGCAAAGCGUUGCAAAAGUGGCUGAUACAGCUUCGACAAUCCUCUUACGCAGUGAUUGCUUUUGCUGCAGUUUAAGUUUCGUUUUUAUGUUUACCUAAUUACUUUGCCUUCACUCCAUUUCUAUCUUCA
Brassica napus (rape) is the source of this 889-nucleotide messenger RNA. RefSeq lists its product as uncharacterized. The transcript is spliced from 5 exons. The record is from RefSeq and is a predicted model, not a curated record. Bases 32 to 394 code for a protein of 120 amino acids. NCBI's taxonomy places the organism in Eukaryota, Viridiplantae, Streptophyta, Magnoliopsida, Brassicales, Brassicaceae.